Chanos chanos (milkfish) is the source of this 468-nucleotide messenger RNA. RefSeq names its product proline-rich membrane anchor 1-like. The record is from RefSeq and is a predicted model, not a curated record. Bases 1 to 468 code for a protein of 155 amino acids. NCBI's taxonomy places the organism in Eukaryota, Metazoa, Chordata, Actinopteri, Gonorynchiformes, Chanidae. The transcript is spliced from 4 exons.
AUGCUAGUCAGAAACAUAACACCACUUAAAUUCAGGUUUCGGCCGUUUUUACUUGGUCAGUACUUUUUCUCGUCAUUUCUGCUCCUGUGUCAGGCUGAGCUCCAGAGGUCAUGCCAGCCAGCCAGCCCUCCGCGAGGGCGCGAACACUGCCAGCUGUCAUGCCACUGUAGGACCUACCCACCUCUUCCACCUCCACCCCCUCCUCCACCACCUCUGCGGUUACUCCUCCCCACAGUGAUUGAAAAACCAGUGGUCCAACCAGAGCCUGGGUGGAUGGAGGUCAUUGUUUUGGGGACGGUUGGUUGUGCCUCUGCAGUCUGUCUCCUGUUGGCUGUCAUUAUCUGUUACAAAGCCAUUAAGAGGAAACCAUUACGGAAAGAGGAAAACGGCACCAGUCGUGGAGAGUACGCCAUGAGCUCUCGUAACAAGAAAACCAAGAAUGUUGGCAUCAACAAUUCUGCGGUGUAG